This is a messenger RNA of Arthroderma uncinatum, 3969 nucleotides long. RefSeq lists its product as uncharacterized. The coding region runs from base 1 to 3969 and encodes 1322 amino acids. The transcript is spliced from 5 exons. Lineage: Eukaryota; Fungi; Ascomycota; Eurotiomycetes; Onygenales; Arthrodermataceae. The record is from RefSeq and is a predicted model, not a curated record. Gene Ontology annotation, molecular function: enoyl-CoA hydratase activity. Gene Ontology annotation, biological process: fatty acid beta-oxidation. Gene Ontology annotation, cellular component: mitochondrion.
AUGUCACCUCUUCGCCAGCAUGCUCGCCCUAGACUCGUGGUAUUGCUGAUAUCCCCGUGUCCUUUUCGAAAAACUGUGCAAUUCAUCAAGCCAACAUGUCUAGCCCAACCUAUUUUCACGCGCCGGUUUCAUGCAAUUCCUCAAGAGGGGAAAUCCGAGGGCCCUCCGCGACCUCGCGCGCCGGAUGCGCUUCUUCUGGCUCUACAACAGAUAACGGCGGGAGCCUAUACGUCAAUUGCUCAGAAACGUCGUCCUUGGAAGCCGCCUACGGAAGCUACAGAGGAAGCUACAGGGGAAGAGAAAGAGGCUACAACUGCAGCGGUGGAAUACAGGUCGAAUUUGACUCGCCGGGGCCACCCUAGCUAUUCGACUGUCACUGCCAGGUAUCUGCAUGAACUACACCCACUGCUACAGUCGAAUUCUGUGGGAAAGGAAACCCUCGACCGUGCUAUCCUCAACGUGUUUGAUGACAAAAGCCUGGACUAUAUAUCCAGGAACGGAUACUCCGCCGGCGAUGUGAUGGCGUGGGCGUGGGUGCUGGCCACGCCUGACCCAUAUACGGCUGCCAUACGCUAUAAGAAACUGACGGAAGCCCCAGCUCAUCCACUACGGAUAGCUCCAAUACCAAAGUUUGUUCUUAUAUCUCUCCUUCGGCGGGUCGAUACCGAUGAGCCUUCGUUCUAUAUACUCUUGGAGAAAGCUCAAGAUUUAUUGAGCUCCUUAGUCCACGACAGGCAACGUUCUCUACAUACGAACUCUCAGCCCAGCUCCCAUCGCAUGCCAGGAGCGCCCCGGUAUUCGGACGAUUACAGUGUUAUGGCCAUUCUCGUCCGCUUGACCGCUAUAGCGCGCAGAGUGGCACCGAAGGCCUUGUUAAGGAUAGCCGAGACUUUCACGGACACGUUCGGCAAUCUUACGGCGACCAAGGACCUUGACCAGCUUGGCCCGGGCAAAGCACGCCGAUUAACUGAGCUAUAUAACAAAAUGAUCGCAUGUCUAGCGAACAGGUGUAGCAUAGAACCUUACAACUCCGCUAAGAUACAACAGAAAGCAGUGUUCCAUAUAUUACGACAGAUGGAAACGUUCAACCCUCCUUUACCCGUCAACAGAUUGAGCUACCAGACAAUAACGCGUAUCCUAGUCGCUUCUAGGAUGACGAAGGCAGAAAGACGGUGGGAUAGUUUCAAAGCUGUAUCUUGGCCGCCGUGGAAAGAAGAUAAACUUGGCAUUGAUGCAGAGAGGACUGAGGGGAGCAAGAGCAACGCAAUGCAAUCUAUUCUCCAGAUGACGCAGGCAGGUUACGGCUCUACAGAAUGGGAUAGGGCGGCCUCUGUGGUUGCGGGUUGGGAUACGGAUGGAACACCGACCAUUCAGAAGAGGACCCUUCUUCCAAAUCCAAGGCAAUACCUAGCAUCACAGCACCACCGUCCAGGGCCUGAGCCGAUGGUAUGGGCUGCUCGAAUUCGUGCGACUCGAACGCUUCGGGAGGCGUGGGCGUGUUAUCUAUCCUCCCAGCAACAGGGCGUUCCGCUCAACGAAUACAUUCUCUGUGAAAUGGUCGAGAAGCUUAUCUACUAUAAGAGGCUGCAGAAACGGUUGGAACUGGGGAGGGAAGAAGGAUCGGAAACACCAUAUUCUACGCCUCUUGCCGGUGGUAAGGAAGUAUACCCUGAACCGUCCUCACCUCGCGACGCUAUUUAUGUUCCCUGUGAUCCGCCAACGCUGCCCGAGUUUUUGCAGGAAAUAUUCUCGAACGGUGCCAGGCUACCCGAUAAGGUGCUGGUCUUACUCCUCAACAGUACUACGUCUUUCGAGCAAGGCAUCAAGUAUAUCGAGCAUAGCACCCUUACCGAAGACCAGAUCUAUUCCCUGUUAGCCCCCACCGCUCGAAAUGAUAGAGCGAGAGUUGACGGGCUUAGUCUGAUCGGGGACAUGAUCUUUUCUGCAGUCAUACGGUUCCUGUGCAGGUCCGCUGCCCAUAGUUCUGUGGACCGUAUACCACGCUGGCGCUUGACCGAAUCUCUGGACACGGCGUUCCCUCUCAUCUUUGCACAAUCCUCCGAUUCGAUGCCGAAUCAAGCCCGCGCUUUGGGUCAUGCCAUUUUUCUUAUGAGAGAACGCAAACCGCAGUAUAUGCCUGCUUGGCAUAACAUCCUCAAGGGCGUAGCUCUGGGAAACCGGCCAUAUCUCAAUUUUGACAGCCUUGAUCUCCCGCCUGGUGUGGACCGAGUUCUUGCUUGGGAAGAGACGUUGAUGAUAGUGAAGUUCAUGGAGCUGGCUUCUAUAAAGUUGGACAUACGGUGUAUUCACCUUCUUUGCAAUGGACUGAUGAGCCUGAUGCAAGCACUCCGCCUGCAUCCGGAAGCUGCUAAAGCUGGAUUGGAUGUUAUGCACCGGUUUGAAGGGGCUAGACAGCAAAACCUAUUCGUGAGAGGAAAGUUCCCCCAGGCUAUGAUUGAGAAUGGGCUCAAGGAGAUAAUCGCCCAUGUCAACCGAUUCCUACCUAUCAGGAAAGUCAACGCUAUCGAUCCUUCUACUCCGCUAGUCGACGGUCUCUCAGUUCUGACGACGAUACCACCCCCAGCCGUCCUCCAUUCCCUCAUUCGCACAUUCGGUCUUGGGGGAGAGCCGCAGUCCAUCGUGGCGACUCUGCGUGUACUUCAGCUAGAGGCCGACGAACUCAGACGAGUGACUGAGCUGAGGCACGGGGGUCGGAGGAUGCUUCGUCGAGCAAUCGUCGCGUCCAGGGCCUUCCUAGAGAAUAACUUGGGAUGUGUUGGAAGGGACGUAAAAGUGCCACGCAUACAUCCUGGUUCCCUUGCACAGGGGGCCCGUAAAAUCGUGGAAGCAACCCAGAUCAUGGCUCCCUGGCCGUCUGAUGAUGAGAUGGAAGCAUACGUUCAGCGAGACAUGCACGAGAACGGAACUAUAGAGAUCGAUGGCGACGACGGAAGAGUGCAGACCCAGACCUCGAGAUCUUUACAUAACAUCGAAUUUCCGUACUACACACAUAUAUGUUUCUACUAUGUCGAAUUCGACACAGCGUAUACCAUGGCUGCACGAGUAUUCCGCCCGGCGACCCUAACCCUUCGCCAGUUCCCCGUCGUCCAGGUCCGCCGCAACGCUACGCUCGGCACCAGCGCCCACGGAGCCGUGAUCAAUGUCCAGCAGAUUCCCGCACCAGGCGCAGGACACAUCCGAGUGCUGCUGCUGAAUCGACCGCAGGCUCGCAAUGCGAUCUCACGGCAAUUGCUGAGCAGCUUGGGGAAACACAUUGACGAGAUCAAGGCGGAGCAAGGGAAAGGUCCAACUCGGGCCCUGGUGCUUGCGAGCAAUGUCGAUGCCUCGUUCUGCGCGGGAGCAGACUUGAAGGAGCGAGCUACUUUUACGAAACAGGACACGGAAGCAUUCCUGGCUGAACUCCGCCAGACAUUCGCCAACCUGGCCAGUCUACAGAUUCCAACCAUCUCAGCCAUCUCGUCCAUGGCGCUGGGCGGCGGACUGGAACUAGCACUGUGCACGCAACUGCGUGUCUUUGGAUCUACGAGCAUUGUCGGUCUGCCCGAGACCCGCCUUGCCAUCAUCCCCGGCGCAGGAGGCACCUACCGACUCCCACGACUCAUCGGCAAGAACCGCGCCCUGGACAUGAUACUGACCGGACGACGGGUCAGCGGUCCGGAAGCCUACUUCCUCGGCCUCUGCAACCGACUAGUCGAGGUGACGCCCGAAGAACAAGGUAAGCCCGGAGAAGCGAGAGAGAAGGUUCUACAGGAAAGCAUCAAGCUUGCGCAGGGCAUAUGCGAAGGAGGGCCCAUUGCGUUGGGCCAAGCUCUCAAGGCGGUUGACGGCUUCGAAAGGGGCGCAGAAGCAGAGAACGAGGCGUAUCUUGGGGUCGUGGAGACGGAAGAUCGGUUCGAGGCUCUAAAGGCGUUUGCGGAAAAGAGGAAACCUUCGUUCAAGGGGAGAUGA